GACCCCAUUGAUUUUUUUGUCGUUAUCUCUUUAUCUUUUUUCCCUCUCUUGUAAGUUGUUGUAUUGCUUCUCUUUCCUCCGCCCCCAUCUAUUCUCUCCACUUCUCCUCUUCUCCUCCUCUUCUUUCUUCCAUUCUUUUUUAUAAUAUAUAUAAAUAAAUUCAACGAAUAAAAAUAAAAACAAUUUUGGCUUUUCUGUCUUCUUUUCUUUUAUUUAUGUUUUUUAUUCAAGCGCAUAAUAUAGACCCCUAACUAGGAUCUGAUCCAGUAAUCUCUUCUUCAACAAAAACCGCUCCAACUGUCGCCGCCGGAAUAGGUUCCCGACUCCUCUUCCCUCAGGUAUCUUCUUCUUUCUGAUCAAAGCUUCAUACGAGAACAACUUAUGUGGUUCGCGUUCGCAGCACCUCCGUCCUUCCUUGCUCUCCGAUUGGUCAAAGCCUCGAUCUACUCUCGAUUCAUUUGGCCACCGUUGCUUCUAUGCACCUCCGUUUUUCCCCGGAUCUAAUCGCCGGUCUGAAGACUGAGCUCGCCGUCUGUCCUAAGUUUCCUUCUUUGAUAACGAACUUUACUUUCUGUUUUUAGACAUGAGAUUAGAAGCUGUUGAGUAGGUUUGAGCUACGAAGAAUUUAACCUGUUAUCUUGUUUUUCGGUACUUGGAAGCUUUAGGUUUGUCGAACUUUAGCUCGGACUUGUGGAAGUUGAAGUUCUGUGAUUGAAGAGAGAAGAGAAAUUACAUAUAAAUUAUAUAUUUAUAUAUUUAUAAUUUGGUAUUUGAUUUUUAUAUAUGGCUAUGGAGGAUCGAAGGAUGAGUGUAGGAAUGUCCGAUGAGGUACUCGGAUGUGUGAUGCCUUAUAUCGACGACCCAAAGGAUCGCGAUGCCGUUUCACUUGUCUGCCGCUCGUGGUACGAGCUUGAUGCGCUCACCAGAAAGCACGUUACGAUCGCUCUUUGCUAUACCACAACUCCUGAUCGGCUUAGAAGUAGAUUUGAGUUUCUCGAGUCUCUGAAACUUAAGGGGAAGCCUAGGGCCGCCAUGUUUAAUCUGAUACCGGAGGAUUGGGGAGGUUUCGUCACUCCGUGGGUUAGAGCAAUUUCUGAGUCUUUUCAAUGCUUAAGGUCUUUACACUUUCGCCGCAUGAUAGUGAAGGAUUCGGACCUUGAACUACUAGCUCGCUCUCGUGGUCGUGAGCUCGAGGCGCUUAAAAUCGACAAGUGCUCUGGGUUCUCAACGGAUGGCCUUUUGCAUAUAGGCCGCUUCUGCAGGAGUUUAAGAACCUUGUUUUUGGAGGAGAGCUCAAUAAAUGACAAAGACGGUGAGUGGCUGCAUGAACUUGCAGUGAACAACUCAGUUCUUGAGACCUUAAAUUUUUACAUGACAGAUCUUGCCAAAGUCAAGUUUGAGGACCUUGCACUGAUAGCCAAGAAUUGUCGCUCAUUAAUUUCUGUCAAAAUUAGUGAUUGUGAAAUUUUGGAUCUUGUGAAGUUCUUCCGUGCUGCAGUUGCAUUAGAAGAAUUUUGUGGGGGUUCUUUCAAUGAGCAUCCAGAAAAGUACACGGCCAUAUCAUUACCACAAAAAUUAUGCCGUCUGGGUCUAACAUACAUGGGCAAUAAUGAACUCCCAAUAGUAUUCCCUUUGACAAACCUACUGAAAAAGCUGGAUCUUCUCUAUGCGUUACUUAAUACAGAGGAUCAUUGUACAUUAAUUCAAAGGUGUCCUAAUUUGGAAGUGCUUGAGACAAGGAAUGUCAUUGGAGAUAGAGGAUUGGAAGUUCUUGCCCAGAGUUGCAAGAAGCUAAAGAGGCUCAGAAUUGAGCGAGGUGAUGAUGAUGAGCAAGGGAUGGAGGAUGAAGAAGGUGUUGUCUCACAAAGGGGGUUGAUAGCUUUGGCCCAAGGCUGUCUUGAACUAGAAUACUUGGCUGUCUAUGUUUCCGAUAUUACAAAUUCAUCAUUGGAAUGCAUUGGCACCUACUCUAAGAACCUUUGUGAUUUUCGUCUAGUUUUGCUUGAUAGAGAAGAGACGGUAACAGAUUUGCCUCUUGAUAAUGGAGUUCGAGCUCUUUUGAGAGGCUGUGGAAAGCUUAAAAGGUUUGCCCUGUAUCUCAGGCAUGGGGGUUUGACUGAUGCUGGUCUAGGCUAUAUUGGCCAGUAUAGUCAAAAUAUAAGGUGGAUGCUUUUGGGCUAUGUUGGCGAGUCUGAUGCAGGUCUUUUGGAGUUCUCUAAGGGAUGUCCUAGCCUGCAAAAACUAGAGAUGAGAGGAUGUUCCUUCAGCGAGCACGCUCUAGCUAGUGCGGUGAUGCAGCUCACUUCGCUGAGGUACUUGUGGGUGCAAGGAUAUAGAGCAUCCUCAGUUGUGCCUGGUCGUGAUCUUUUGGCAAUGGCUCGCCCGUUUUGGAAUAUCGAGCUAAUUCCUUCUAGACGAGUCGUACUUCCUGAUAAUGUCGGGGAGCCUAUGAUGGUAGAACAUCCAGCUCACAUACUUGCGUAUUACUCCCUUGCUGGACAAAGAACAGAUUUUCCGAAUUCUGUUAUUCCGUUAGAACCAGCAGCUGUGAUUCCCGAGUAGAGUUGUACAUACUACUUUUUCCUCCACCUUCCUCAAUGAAGUCUCUUGCCUCGCAAUGUUUAUAAAUUAAUGUUAACGUGCUUCUUUUCUUUUUUGCUAAGAUGGUGGUAAUUUCAGGUUUUUACUUUUUUUUUUAUUUAUUUAAUUCUAGACCGUAGUCCUGUAAUAAAGUUUGGGUUUCUUGUGUAAUCUGAAAACAUAUGCAGUUCUUGAUGAAAAUACAGUAUCAGUUCCCUGCAGGGAGCAGUUAGCUUGAA
Cannabis sativa is the source of this 2819-nucleotide messenger RNA. Its product is annotated as coronatine-insensitive protein 1. The transcript has 3 exons. Gene Ontology annotation, cellular component: SCF ubiquitin ligase complex. Gene Ontology annotation, biological process: SCF-dependent proteasomal ubiquitin-dependent protein catabolic process. The coding region runs from base 784 to 2562 and encodes 592 amino acids. Lineage: Eukaryota; Viridiplantae; Streptophyta; Magnoliopsida; Rosales; Cannabaceae. The record is from RefSeq and is a predicted model, not a curated record.